AUGCCAACCAAACUCCUCCGCCAGCCAACGGGCAACCCAAAACAACAAGACCCCGAUUCUCAUGCCGUUCUACCACACUCUGAAGAACCCGAGAACCCGCAGGACUACCAGCACUCUCGGGGUCGCGUCCGAUCCGGGUCUCCUACAGUUCCGACUACCCCCCGCGAGCACUUGGUGACUCCCACUGUCCCUCAGUUGAUCGACAAUAUUUCUGUGGCAUGCCUCGAUAGAUUCCGCACGCGCAUGCUGCCUCACUUCCCCUUCAUCCACCUUCCACAACGCGUAACGGCUGAAGAGCUCUGCUACAAUAGACCCCUGCUCUUCAAGGCUAUCGCCUGCGUGGCAUGGCCCUUCUCCAGGGAGAGAGAAGCCCGGGCUCUCGACUUGAAGCGUGGACUCUGCGAAGAAGCGUUCUUGCGGCAGAUACGUGCUGGGAAGAAUCAGUCUAAUGAUAUCAGUUCCGCACUCGACUUACUACUAGCUCUCAUGACUUAUAUUAGUUGGGGUUAGGAUCAUGUACGUCAUCGUGGCAGCCUUUCGCCUUUAGUUAUGCUAUCUGUGUCCCUGGUGGGCGAGAUACGUCUUACUAGGCCUGCGCUUGAGGACGCCCACAUAGGUCGUCUCUUGGUGUUACCGGUGCCCACCCUCACCUCAGACAGCCCUCGGCGACUCUCUGCUGAGGUCCGGCGCGCCGUAUUGGGUUGUUCCGUACUGAGCACUGUUGUCUCUCACUACUUUCGGAUAUGGACCCCCUGCCGGUAUGUAAUCACUGGAGUUAUUUUCAUUCCGUUCUACUGG
Xylaria bambusicola is the source of this 798-nucleotide messenger RNA. RefSeq lists its product as uncharacterized. The transcript has a single exon. The coding region runs from base 1 to 510 and encodes 169 amino acids. NCBI's taxonomy places the organism in Eukaryota, Fungi, Ascomycota, Sordariomycetes, Xylariales, Xylariaceae. The record is from RefSeq and is a predicted model, not a curated record.